This is a messenger RNA of Pseudomyrmex gracilis, 924 nucleotides long. RefSeq lists its product as uncharacterized. The record is from RefSeq and is a predicted model, not a curated record. The coding region runs from base 11 to 553 and encodes 180 amino acids. Lineage: Eukaryota; Metazoa; Arthropoda; Insecta; Hymenoptera; Formicidae. The transcript is spliced from 4 exons.
CAUACGUGAUAUGGUUAAGUUCGUGGCCUCUUCGCCAUUUGGUAUUCACAAGGCACGAGGACGAACGGCCAUGAAUUAUUUAAGCUCACACAUAUCCAACGGCGCGACCAAAGCUGGCAAAUCCAGCAGUUAUACGUCGAGACCGUUAUUAAGAGUGAAUCCCAAUAUUUUCAGUAAAGAUGAUAAAGAUAUUAAAACAGUGAAAAAUCUAGGAGGAGAUGAAGAUGUGAACAAAUACAAGAGCGAUUUAAAGAGCACGAAGAGCAAUUAUUGGAAGGACGUUUUUUGCAAUCAAUGGCUGUUAGCAUUGCAAGGAAUUGCAAUAAUCAUCUUAAUCCUUACGAUAGGCACAUGGAUGGGACAAGAGUGUAAAGACAACGUCGUUAAUGACGUUCCGGUAUUAGUAGAAUCGUGGCGUUCAGCGAUCGAACAAUUGAAAGAAACCAUUCUUGAUGUAGGACCGAAAUUACGAUCAUAUUAUAAUAUUGAAGAGGAUUUUCAUCAAAAAAGAAGACCAAGUAUUUUAAGGAGAUAUCGCUUCCUUUGUAACUGAUGUUAACUGAGAAACAGCUGUAAGAGACAGCUUUUUCUCAUUUCAAGAACUUUAUUUACACACAUUGAAAAAUGAAAACGUUUUCUAUAAUCGACAAAAUAAAAUAAAUAUACUAAAUCGAUAAAUUAAAUAAAUCUUUUGUGUCAUAAAUAUUCUCUAAUUUUCCUACAAAAUAAGUUUGUUAUAUAAAGCAGUUUUAAUAAACUCGAUUAAUAUAAAUGCUACUCGAGAAAUAAAAUAUGGCGAUGUAUCGCUCGAACGUUAAUGGAAAUUGGUAGUUUGGCAUCACUUUUUAUAUGACAUAUAUACCAGACAUGCGAGACGCGGAUGACGUAAAUGACGUUUAUUUGCAUUUAUGUAUUAUGUAUUUA